AUGCAUCGCACCUAUUCCAUGCGCCAGUCGCGCGCUCCGACCGCCUCGCAAAUCGAGAGCCCACCUCCACCCCUGUCAACGACCAAGAGCGGAAGAUGGCUGGGCAAGGGAGGCAUUGGACAUGCCUUCCGGAAGAACGCCGCUGGCGCCUUCGGCCCCGACCUCGCCAAGAAACUGUCGCAGCUCGUCAAGAUGGAGAAGAACGUCAUGCGCAGCAUGGAGCUCGUCGCCCGGGAGCGCAUGGAAGUCGCCCAACAAUUGUCCAUCUGGGGUGAAGCCUGCGAUGAGGACGUGUCGGAUGUGACGGAUAAGCUGGGUGUGCUGAUCUACGAGAUUGGCGAGCUGGAGGAUCUCUUCGUCGACCGCUACGAUCAGUACCGCGUCACCAUCAAGAGCAUUCGCAACAUCGAAGCCUCGGUGCAACCCAGCCGCGACCGCAAGCAGAAGAUCACCGAUGAGAUCGCCAAGCUCAAGUACAAGGACCCCAACUCCCCCCGCAUCGUCGUUCUGGAGCAAGAGCUCGUCCGCGCGGAAGCAGAGUCUCUCGUCGCAGAGGCCCAGCUGUCCAACAUCACCCGUGAGAAGGUCAAGGCCGCCUUCCAGUACCAGUUCGAUGCCCUCCGCGAGCACUGCGAGAAGGUCGCUAUCGUCGCUGGCUACGGAAAGCACCUCCUUGACCUUAUCGACGAUACCCCCGUCACACCCGGUGAGACCCGCCACGCCUACGACGGCUACGACGCCUCCAAGGCCAUCAUCCAGGACUGCGAGGACGCUCUCAGCAACUGGGUGUCUUCCAAGGCGGUCGUCAAGUCCAGCCUGUCCACCCGCUCCCGCACCCUCUCGCAGCGUCACCGCUCCAACGUCAGCAAGAACCGCGAGGGUGUCGACCUCUCUGGUCAGGACCAGCCUCUGCCUGGUGAUCGUGACUCCUGGCUCCCGGCCGACCAGCAUCCUAACUAUGAGGAUGGUGAGGAUGGUGUCAGCACCCUUGAUGGUGAAGUCCGAGGCCGCGAGGAAGAGCGUGAGCCCAUUGCCGCAUGA
This is a messenger RNA of Penicillium olsonii, 1041 nucleotides long. NCBI's taxonomy places the organism in Eukaryota, Fungi, Ascomycota, Eurotiomycetes, Eurotiales, Aspergillaceae. The record is from the annotation of a GenBank genome assembly.